ACUAGCAGCAAAAACAAAACACAGUUACAAAGUACAUAUGUAAUAUGUAAUGUAAUGACUAAAAUCCACCAACUUUUUUGAGUUGUACUUUUGAUUUUUGAUUGAUUUUGAUUUGAUUAUCACAUGCAUUUACACACAUAAUAAGGACAAAAAGGGGCAGUGGUGGCCUAGUGGUUAACGAAGUGGACUUAUUUUUCACCUUCGAGAGCAAGAACAGCUUUCUGUUAAUGUUUUAAUGUCGAGUAGGGCUUUAUUCAUCCCCCUUGGGGGAAACAUACUACGAAAUAUAGUAACGAAAUAUAGUAAAAAUACCACUUUUAGUCCAGUGCUGACAGAGACAUAAUGCCAUUGUAGACUAGAAAUAUACAUUCAGUAGUAGAUGUGUGGAGGUGUGGAGAGACUGGUCUAACAACAUUCUGUUUUUUGUAAAAAAAACAACAUGGCGUAAAACAAGGGCAAUCACAUACAUCUGUACAGGUACUGUUAUUGAUUCUAAUCAUCUAUGAAAAAUUCAUUUAUCUGCCAAAAACAUUAGCAUUAGCUGCUAAAUCCCUUCCUUCUUUUUUAAAUGUGAGAGUAACAGUUGUAUUAAUGAGAAGAAAAAAAACACGGAUUAUGUAUUAUGGAUUAUGUUAUAUUACAUGGAUUAAAUGACUAAUACUAGUGAUAGAAGUACUACAGUACUAAAGGGCUCUAGGAUAAUAAGGAUUUAGCUCCAGCACAUGACAAUAACUAAUGUGUGUUGUGGAUUAGUAUACAGAAUAUAGUUCUACUCACUAAGCAGAUCUCUUUUGUCUUUUGUCUCUGCAGAGGUGAGCGAGCUCACACCAAGGCUUUCUGAUGAUCACUCUGCACCACGUUGCCUUUGGCUUUGCCAUAAUUCUCAGUAUCUUUGUCAUUUUUCUGACAUAUUACAAACCUAAUUUCAAGCUCCCUGCUUUGACCUUUUACCAGGAGAGGGUGAACAUCUCCUGCCAAUGUGCUAACACAAGCUGUCCCUCAGACCUCCAGGUCACACCCACUCCCACUGAUGUCAAGAAAAACCAGGUGGACACUAGGCCUGACACCAUCGUGUUGCUCUGGAUGUGGCCCUUUGGCAGCAAACACCCUCUCAGCUGUGAUGAAUUUAACAUCACAGGAUGCCAUGUGACCGUUGACAAGUCGGUUUACCAUCAAGCCCACGGGGUUCUCUUUCACCACAGAGACAUUGGUAACACAGCCAUGCCAACAGAGCCACGCCCCUGGUUUCAAAAAUGGAUCUGGUUUAACAUGGAGUCGCCGGGAAACUCUGGUAAAAUCCCCAACCUUGAUAAUUCAUUCAACUUGACCAGUGGUUUUCGUCUGGAUGCAUCUAUGCCUAUGCCUUAUGGGAGUAUGGAGCAACUACCAUCUGUGAAAGAGUCUUUUGAACUACCAACAAAGACCAGGCUCAUCUGUUGGGUUGUGAGCAACUGGCACGAGAGGUUAGAACGAGUCAAGUACUUCACGGAAUUGAAACAAUAUAUCAACCUGACACUUUAUGGAAGAGCUUUUGGAAAACCCCUAAAUGACCACGACUAUGAGAACCUGGUGUCUAGCUGUAAAUUCUAUCUCAGUUUUGAAAACUCUAUAUACAAAGACUACAUUACGGAAAAAUUAUAUCGCCCCAUGAUGUUAGGCACGUUGCCUGUAGUUCUGGGUCCUCCCAGGGAAAAUUAUGAGAGGCUUGUCCCUCCUAACUCCUUCAUUCACGUCAAUGAUUUUCCUUCUCCAAAGGAACUGGUGGACAGGCUGCUUUACCUCGACAAAAACGACAAUGAGUACCUGAAAUACUUUGAGUGGAGAAAAUGGUUUACAGUGACAAGGGCAAAGUUUGCUCAGGAAGCCUGCUGCAGGGCAUGCGUUUACAUACGCAACAACAAAGGCUACCAGGUUUUUGCUAGUAUUAACAAAUGGUACUGGGGCUGAUGCUGCUCAGAAAGGCGAGAUGAGAAUGUGAAAGAGUCUCACUGAGUGAGUACAUAAGGAAUUUGAAUUAAAUGUUUUGGGGCACACAGGGGAAAACGUUGUGUUAGAAACAAAUCUGUAACAAUGCCUGAGAGUACAGUUAGCUGAAGACAAGGACGACAAAUAAUGUAUGAGGAGUAAUUAAGUGUCUAUUGGUCACAGCAAGGUGUCGUAAAAACCCGAUCAAUUUACUGUGAAAAAAUUCAAAGUUCAGUUAAUUGGUCUGAAACCCAAUAUUUGUUUUUUUUUUUUUUUUUAUUUAUCUAAGUGACAGUGGCAGAACGAACCAUUUCAUUUUAAUUUUAAUUUUAGUUUUAUUACAUUUUCCAACUAAAAAAGAGGCGGACUUGCUUUGGAGGCAGCUGUUUAGAUUAUGUGUGUUUGUCUUGCAAAUAUAUUAAAUUAUAUUAAACUGCCUUUGCCCUAGAGCAGGGGUCGGCAACACGUGACAACCCGCAUAAAUGCAACACACUAUAGUUUUUUAUACACAGGAUUGUGUAUUGGAUUGUGAUGUAAAAUCUCUAUAGUGGCGCUGGGAUAUUUCUAGUUUUUAUUUUCAUGUUUUCGUCACAGCGAUAUAAUCCACAGGAGCUGUUGGUUUUACAGAGACCUGUUUACAAUUAAAUUGUUGAAUUUGACAUCAGGCCAUGUUUUGUUGGGCCCUAGUUACUUUUUCUUAUGCCAGUUUUAUUUUAUUCUAUAUUUUUUGUUUGAUGUAUUAUUGUUGGGUUUUUUUGUAUUAUCUCCAAGGUCAUGUGACAAUUAAAGAUUCUUGAUUCUUCUUGAAUAUCUUGUCAUUUAUUAAAGAAACCAGAAACAUGAGCUUAAACAUUGCUCAAGUUUAUCCUCGACUGACAAUGAUUCAAUUUCAGUAAAUUAUCAUGGGGAAAAAAUCCAAAGGACAUUCAGGGUAAGUUUACUAAAAAUAAUGCUAACGGUGGGCUGCAUGCAAGACUUUCUGUGGUAUUUAUGAUGCAUUCCAUGCUGUGGCAUUAACAUAGUAUACAUAGUAACAUAGUAUAUUUGAAGAUCUUCUUCUCUAUCCUUUCUUUCUCCAGAGAUGAGCAAUGUCUUAUCUAGGCUGCCAGGUGAGUUCCCUGCGCAUGUGUAUCCUCAUCUGUAUCGUAGUGCUGUUGUUUGUUUGCAGUCGUUUUUGUGACGUAUUACAAGCCUGAUGUUAUGGUACCAUCUUUAAACUUCUAUAUGGAUGGAGCCAAUAACUCUGGUCAGCCUCCACGGGCGACUGAACUCCAGAUGAACACUGUUGUCUUGAUCUGGAUGUGGCCUUUUGACGUUGAGCACGACAUCCAGUACCACACAUUUAACAUCACAGGAUGUCGAGUGACAGCUGACAAGUCGGUUUAUCAUAAAGCCCAUGGGGUUCUCUUCCACCACAACGACAUCAAAAAGACGACCAUGCCAACAGAGCAACGUCCCAGGUUUCAAAUGUGGAUCUGGUUCAACAUGAAAUUGCCUGCAAACGUGGCUAUGAAAGCUAAUAACGCAAAACUGUUUACCCAGCGACUGCUCGGAUGGAAAUGUUAACCCUAACCAUAACCCACAGUGGAUAUUAGUAAAAUGAAUGCAGAUUGUAAAUAAAAUAACUCAAUGUGUAUUCUGUAAAUUAUGUGAUGGCAUUUUUAAAGACAGCAGUUUCACAAGUUAUGCAUUUAUUUAGUAUGUUUUGGGCUUUUUGGAUCGCUGAAAAUGAAAUUUAAAUCAAACAAACAAAAAUAACAAGGACAGAACUGAAAAUGACUCAACAAACGUUAUUUGAUGCUAACUUUAAUUUUACAAAAUAUAGUACAUUUGAUCCUAAUUUUCUUCAUCUUCUCAAGUAUAGUGCACGCAAACGAAAUGCCAAUAGUAAAACGUUUAUUACCAUCUAGUGGCCACUAUAACAUAUUGCAGUAACGUUAGAGCACAUCGAAAUGUAAAAACAAUUACGGGUAAACAUUGAUUAGCUAUUUCACAAUAUUUAAAUAAUAUUUUAAUUGGUGGUUUUUGUGUGUGUUUUUUAAACAAAAAUGUACGUAUAAUACUGCAAACUUCUAGCAUUUUCUGUCAGGCAUUACCUACUUUUGAUUGGUUGAAAAACACGUACAGUGAAUACCAUGUUACAGUUAAAACUUUAAAGUAAUGUGAGCUAAUAAAGUAACAAGGUAUUUUACACUGAAGUUUUUUUUUAUUUUAUCGACAUAAAGAUUAAAAAAGUUAGUGUAUAAUAGAUUUAUUUUCCACAUAUAAAUUGUAUCACGUGAAGCAGAAUGGCCCGUACCACGUCAAUCUAGUGCGGAUAAUCAAAAUACGGUAUGGAAUAUACGUUUUUUUCAUUGCCACUGCUUGGCGUUAUAUAGAUAUAGAUUCUC
Cynoglossus semilaevis (tongue sole) is the source of this 4355-nucleotide messenger RNA. RefSeq names its product alpha-(1,3)-fucosyltransferase 9-like. Gene Ontology annotation, molecular function: alpha-(1->3)-fucosyltransferase activity. The transcript has a single exon. The record is from RefSeq and is a predicted model, not a curated record. NCBI's taxonomy places the organism in Eukaryota, Metazoa, Chordata, Actinopteri, Pleuronectiformes, Cynoglossidae. Gene Ontology annotation, cellular component: membrane. Bases 841 to 1947 code for a protein of 368 amino acids.